CAUGUUACAGAAAGUAUCACGUUGCCAGUGAAUAAAUGUCUAAACAAGAAGCUGAUAUUCGAGAGAAAAAACGUAGUGAUUUGGUUGAUAUCAUUGGCUUACUUCGACUUCGUUUGAUGGAUGCUGUUCAGGAUGAAGUAAAUUCAUGCGGUGAAACAGUUGCGAAGAUUAUGGAUGGCAUAUUGCCCGAGGACGAAGGAUCUUUGGCUGCUGCGCCGUAUGAUAAUUUGAUGGAAGACGACACAGAAAGUGUGUCAGAUCAGCUGGGUGAUUGUGACUAUGCCAUUGAUCCUGUAACAGCAUCAGCCAUCAAGCAAUGUGAAGAGGUCUUGGAAGAAACCGCUUGGGAAAGCUGUAGAAAAGGCUCUCAGGAAAUUCCCAAAGAGCCAGAACUGAGCAAUGAAGAACCUGAACACUCAAAAGAAGCAACAGGUGAGGAAAAUGUAGAAUCGGUCAUUCAGAAACUAUUUAUGGAAGCUGCCAAGGUGGUUAUCAAACUGUUAGAGAAUGAAGAAACCGAUGAAAGCACAGCCUGUGAUCAUUAGGUUCCCUUCGUAAUUGCAUGUGAAGUUACCGCAUUGUUAUCUGAAUUCGAUGUCCUUUACUCUUCGUCGUUGAACAGCUGUUAAAAUUAGUCAUAAAACAUUUUUAAAGUGCGA
Loa loa (African eye worm) is the source of this 659-nucleotide messenger RNA. RefSeq lists its product as hypothetical. The record is from RefSeq and is a predicted model, not a curated record. Lineage: Eukaryota; Metazoa; Nematoda; Chromadorea; Rhabditida; Onchocercidae. The transcript has 2 exons. The coding region runs from base 36 to 545 and encodes 169 amino acids.